UAGCUGCCACAUACAAGUCGGCCAUAUUAGAGAGAUGGAAAUAAAGCUUCCUUAAUGUUGCAUAUGUCUUUGAAGUACAUCCCUGCAUUUUCUUUUUUAGCAUCUAACCAUUCCUCCCUUGUGGUCCUUGGUCCCUCAAUCACCCUUUCCCACAGCCCACCCGCCUAACAUCACAGUCUCUGAAAAUGCACAGGGAUGCCUGGCUACCUCGCCCUGCCUUCAGUCUCACGGGGCUCAGUCUGUUUUUCUCUUUGGUGCCCUCGGGGCGGAGCAUGGAAGUCACAGUCCCCACCACUCUUAGUGUCCUCAAUGGGUCUGAUACCCGCCUGCCCUGUACCUUCAACUCCUGCUAUACCGUGAACCACAAGCAGUUCUCUCUGAACUGGACUUACCAGGAGUGUAGCAAUUGCUCAGAGGAGAUGUUCCUCCAGUUUCGAAUGAAGAUCAUCAACCUGAAGCUGGAGCGGUUUGGAGACCGAGUAGAGUUCUCGGGGAACCCCAGUAAGUACGAUGUGUCAGUGACUCUAAAGAACGUGCAGCUAGAAGACGAAGGCAUUUACAACUGCUACAUCACCAACCCUCCAGACCGCCACCGUGGCCACGGCAAGAUCUACCUGCAGGUCCUUCUAGAAGUGCCCCCAGAGCGGGACUCCACGGUGGCAGUCAUCGUGGGUGCCUCAGUGGGGGGUUUCCUGGCUGUGGUCAUCUUGGUGCUGAUGGUGGUCAAAUGUGUGAGGAGGAAAAAAGAGCAGAAGCUGAGCACGGAUGACCUGAAGACCGAAGAGGAAGGCAAGACGGAUGGAGAGGGCAACGCGGAAGAUGGUGCCAAGUAACCGGAAGCUUGCCCUGAAGCCCCUCCCUGUGUCCCGUCUUCUCUCACUCUCUGCCCUGUACAGUGUGACCCUGCCUGCUCUCACUUGGUGUGCUUCUCUUGAAUAGGACCCCAGGAUCGACCUGGGGCCUCCCUUCCAAUGCCCCCACCCCCAUACCAAGGACGACCUCCCUCCCCUUCAUCUGAAAACUGCCUUGGUAUCUGAGAUACGCGCGAGUCCCAGGGAGAACAGAGAGGGCUCUAGCCUGUCAGUCUUUGAGGAAGAAAGACCUGUGUGGUCCCAAAGACAGGAUUGGGGAGGGAGGGCAGUGGGAGAAGAGGCCGUCUGCCCGUCUUGUCUAGGGUUUGGUCUUGUGGUGGUUUAAACUGUGGGAAUGGCAGUGUGUGUGGUGGGGGAUUCUGUGCUGAUCAGAGGCACCAUGGGAAUGACUCGUGAUGAUGAUGGCUUUGCUGUAUUCCUCUGGCUACUCCUAGCCCGGAACAGCCAUCAGCUGGGGAUGAAGGUGGGGUCCUACCAUUUGUGAAAGUAUUAUUUAAAGGGAUGACUGUGCAUUUCCAGGGCACUCAAGGAAAGAUAGGGCUGAGGCAUUUCUGGGCAGAGCCUUGGCCCAGAGAACUCUGUUCUGGCCUCAUUUCUAUCACUAGCCACUCCCAGAGAGGCCCUGGUUUACUGUUGGCUACUGCUCCCUUGGGGAUGCUGGCAAGAGCGCUACUGGAAAAGCGGCAUCAGGUAAGAUCAUAUGCUACCCUAGGGAUGCUCCUUAAGAGACCUGUGAGGGCCUGAGGGGUACGGGCUUCACUGCGUACAUGUGGCUGCCUUCUCCAACAAGAUGAUUACCUUGGUUUCAGCCAGCAGCUGCCAAACCUCAGAAUGGGGUGUGUUUUUUGUGUGUGUGUGUGUGUGUGUGUGUGUGUAUGGGCAACUUCCUGCAGGGCUUUAGUUUGGGGGUUUCUAGUUGCCCUUGGCAGGGGUUCUGUCUGGCUUUUGGCAAGAAGGAAGAGAAGGCUGGAGAGCAUGUAAUAUGAGAGCAUUCUGGAGGAGCCUGUGAGCUCUGCCCCUCCCCCACCCCCAGAGCUCCCUUUAUAGGGGAGAAAGUCGCUCCUGUGGGAAAACAACUUUCACUGCCAUUUUACUAUCAUUAUAAGGGACUUGUUAAGUCCAGAAAUGGGAGAAAGGCAGGGCAGAAAUGGCUAAUCGGAGAGCACCGUGUUAGGACACGCUCAGAGAACUGGCACAGAGCCUCCUGCAGAAUGAAGUUCCAAGUGACCGACAGAAGCUAAAAGUAUUGCCCAUGAUCUGGCUCCCUGGUCCCCGGUUAGAACAAACAGAGCUUCCUGGUGGGAGAACCUCGAGCCUAGGAGGUGUUCGUACAUGGUAGCGGUGGGGUCCGUCUAGCCCUGCUCCCCUUCCAGAAACUCAGCCCCCACAAGCUCAGGGUAAGUUAGCUGUUCAGGGUAGGGAAAGAGUGUGGUAGAGACAAGACCAAGACAGUCUCAGGGACCAAUACUUGCCUCUGCUUAUCAGAUAGCCACUCAAAGAGACAAUGACAGCAGAUGGAAGGUUCAGCUUAAUUCAUUUCAACCCAACAACCAUUUACCGAGUUUAUGCUGUACUCCAGGCACUGUGCUGGGUGCCAGGGGUGCAUACAAAGCCAUAACAGAGUCAGGGACUGCCAAAUCUGCACUGUAGGACCAAGAUUAAAUUUUUCUUCCUUUCUUUCCUUUUCUUUUCUUUUCUUUCUUUCUCUCUUUCUUUUUUUAUGCAUCUACUUCCACCUCCAUAGCCACUGCUUCCACAAGAGGUCAGGAGGAUAAGACUUUUGAUUUGGGGGUUUGGGAAAGUAAGGCUGCAAGGGGAGGGGGAAGGUACUGUUAGAGAGUGUACAGAGGUCAUGUAGGUUGGGCAUGAAGUAGGGGAUGGGUAAGCAGCCAGAGGACUCCUGGGUAAGGUGAAUCUAACCCUUCUGGAAGUUCUAAACUCUUUGGCUCAGAACCUAACUGCCAGAGAACACACUGCCAAUGGGAGUGGGCGAAACCACCAGGGUGCCUGGAGCAGGUGGAUACUGCCUAUCCUUCCAGCAAGCCCACUAGGGGUAGAGAGAUGGGUCAUGGGCUCCUCAAGCCAGCUGAAUCCAAGGGUGGUGGUGUUUGGUAGCUUGGAGCAGCCAGUUUUCAUCACCUGGCAUGUGCCGUCUUCUUUCACGGUGCACAGACAAGGGACUUGGCUUUUGCAAAGUCUCCUAACAUUUUGGGGGGAGUGGUUACUUGGGAGAUUCCCCCAGAGGGUCGUACUAAUAAGUGGCCUCUUAAAGAGGUAAAGUUUCUAGGGGUCUCUUUCUUUUCUGUCCUGAAAGAAUGGGGUCCAGGGAAAGCAACGCCUGUCUCUGGAUCUCAUGGGCUGGGUCAGGAGCCAUUCUGCCCCAGGUACUUGCCCCCAUGCGCACUUUCUUAAACCCUACGUGAGGGCCUCUGGGCUUGAGGUUGGGAACAAAACCAGGCUUCUGUGAGGUGGGGUGGGAAACUGUGAGAUGUAACUACAGGAGCCGUUGCUCAAGCUUGCUUCUUAGCUUACGCCAGCGAACUGCUCUCUUGCUGCAGUGUGGGCUCCGAGCUCUGCUCUUGGCUAUGUGCUCCCACCACUGUGCUCCCCGUCUCUCCUGCCUCUCCUGCUCUCCCAGAUCCCCCUCCUCAUGUCCUAUCUGCCUCCUAAUUAAGGGCCACUGCAAAGAAAGAUUGGCAGGCUAACCCGCGGGAUUCAGCUCAGGAGAACAAAGCACAAUAUUUCAGGACUGAAAAUGCCUUGCGGUGCCUUGGAACUGGCUUUGGAAGAGAGUUGUCUGCCCCCUCCAGCUAUGGGCUCAUCAGGUAGUCCUGCUUUAUCAAAUGGAAAAGCUGAUUGGGUCCGUGGUUGCCUGUGAGUCUCCUUGGGAAAGUUGGGCUGCUACCUACCUAUAAGAUCAGGUUAAGCAGGUAGGCAGGUAGAAAUACCGACCAGGUCCAAAGAUGUUAGUCCCAGGCCAUAGGAAUGGCUUGGUGCAGUUGGAACGGGUGACAAAUUAAGAAAACUUUUUUUUUCCUACAUAUGUCUUAAGAAUAGACAGCCUUGCUGUGCCUCUUGCUGACGUCUUCCUUUAUUGAAGCUUGCUGAUGCGACUGUACAUAGCCUUUCUAUAUAGGUAGAGAUAUAUUAUACAUACAUAUAAAACAUCUCACUAUACCCACCCCAAAAGUUACACUGUGGGGGAGGGUGUAAUCACUUCUCAGUGUUUCCGAGUACCAAAGGUUCCUUAGGCAACGUUCUGUAUGGUUUUUCAGGGGGAGAACCCAGCUGCAUAGCAAGGGCUCACUCAUGUGCAGGUUCUACGUCCUGUUUGGUGGUUGGGAGGGGAGAGAAGCUUAAACAAAUGGCCUUCUGUGACCUGGCUGCUGGGAGCAGGCUGGAUUUCUUUAGCAGUUUGUCGGAUUGCUUGGGUCUGUUGGCUGCAAUAAACACACUGUCUCCCCCCGGAA
Molecule: messenger RNA, 4342 nt
Organism: Rattus rattus (black rat)
Lineage: Eukaryota; Metazoa; Chordata; Mammalia; Rodentia; Muridae
Gene: Scn2b
Product: sodium voltage-gated channel beta subunit 2
Exons: 4
Coding region: 186-833 (215 amino acids)
Biological process (GO): membrane depolarization during cardiac muscle cell action potential; cardiac muscle cell action potential involved in contraction; regulation of sodium ion transmembrane transporter activity
Cellular component (GO): voltage-gated sodium channel complex; membrane
Molecular function (GO): sodium channel regulator activity
Source: RefSeq, a predicted model, not a curated record